Phaedon cochleariae (mustard beetle) is the source of this 1167-nucleotide messenger RNA. Lineage: Eukaryota; Metazoa; Arthropoda; Insecta; Coleoptera; Chrysomelidae. The record is from the annotation of a GenBank genome assembly.
AUGAAACCAUAUGCUGUGGUAUAUUUCACCAAAGAAGACAUGUACUCAGAAAUUCCAACAAGUUGGUUGCAAAAUAAUGAUGCUGGCUAUUGGCCCAAUUCAAUGAAUCCAUGUAAAUUGAUGCAGAAAGGAGUGGAGCCAGACAAAGAGAAUUGGGAGGUUCAUCAGUUGAAAAUUGUGGGUUUUAGUGAGACUUUGGAUGGUGCUCGCAAAAAAGCAGCAGAUUCCGAGUACAGCACUAGUAAUGAAGACAGUCAAGAUGCUGGAAGGGGAAGAAGAAGAAAGAAUCCAACUGACAGGAUGAGAAAUUUCGUGAUUAGUAGCUCUGAGGAGGAGACAAUGACCCCUCCUCCAUCACCAAAACAAACAAACAUUCAAAAACCUAUUUCACCUGAUAUUAACAGCACUGAUGAUGAAGAUAAUCCUAAUAAUGUUGAGGUUGUUGCUGAAGGUCUUUUAGGUGGUGCUCGAAAGAAAACUGUAUAUCUCAUUGAAAAACCUCAAAAAGAGAGCCAUAAUAUGAAAAAACAAGUUUCAACUCUCAAUAAAAAUAGUUUUGAUUUGAAUCAGACACCAACACCCCCAUCACAAAAUGAAAAAAGUGAAUCAGAGAUACAGAUUGAUAAUUUUGAGGAUGUUGAAGGACCAGCCAUAACUUUGGAGACAUUAAAUCAGGAAAUUGUUAAACUGGGAACCAUUUGUUUAUCUAACAAAAAAUCCUUGAAUUCAAUAUAUACCAGGGUGAAUGAUGGGUAUGGACAGCCAAAUAAUCAUGACUCCUAGAAGUUGAAAAAUCUUCCAAUGAAAACCCUUGAUUAAAUUCAGGAGUUUGAACUUCAGACAGAGCAGGAUGACAAUGUUAAAACUUCUUUGGUCCAUCUUUUCAAAUCUUUGGGUGGAAGAGAUGGAAAAGACCAUAUUCAUAGAUGCCUCGCCCAAUUAUUCACAAAUGAGCUGGCUACACAGUGUUCAUGGUUUGGACAACGGGGAAACUUUAAAAUCAAAGAUCUGCAUGCAAUCAAAUUAUUGACAGAGAGUAUUAUUAGCAUUCAUUCACCAAUAUCAUACGCUGAUAUUGAAAAACAUGCAGGGGAAUGGUUUAGAUUGAGCCAUCAAAGGCUUAACAGGGAAAUGGAGAGAAAAAAUGCUGGGAUAGCCAAUGAAUGA